Seminavis robusta is the source of this 411-nucleotide messenger RNA. The record is from the annotation of a GenBank genome assembly. Lineage: Eukaryota; Bacillariophyta; Bacillariophyceae; Naviculales; Naviculaceae.
AUGUCCACCGAUGACACCACUGCUACGACAACGAAAAAGCAACAACCCAUUGUACAGUACAUUGUGCUUCGCAGAGAUUUGGAUUGGCCGGCAGGGGCCAUGGCAGCCCAAGCAGCCCAUGCUUCCCUGGCAGCAGUGGCACAAGCACUGGAAGCCAAUCAUGAAGCAACCCAAACCUACAUUAGUCCUUCCAAUUUACCUCACAUGACCAAGUACGUCUAUGGAGUGGAUACUCUGCAAGAAUUGGAAGCAGUACGAGACAAAUGGAGUCAACAAGCCUUUGGAGAGCAGACAUUUCAUUGGUGGGUCGAACAACCGGAAAGUAUUCCAACCGCUUUUGCCACCUGGCCACUGGAGCGGACCAACAAAGUCAGCAAGGUAGUCAAGAGUAUGAAAUUAACAUUCUUUUAA